Raphanus sativus (radish) is the source of this 1424-nucleotide messenger RNA. Its product is annotated as pentatricopeptide repeat-containing protein At1g01970. Lineage: Eukaryota; Viridiplantae; Streptophyta; Magnoliopsida; Brassicales; Brassicaceae. The record is from RefSeq and is a predicted model, not a curated record. Bases 91 to 1317 code for a protein of 408 amino acids. Gene Ontology annotation, molecular function: protein binding. The transcript is spliced from 2 exons.
UGUCUAUCCGUUCCGUCGUCUCUUUCUUCUCUCUACCUUCAGUCCACCACAAUUUCAAUGAUCCUUUGGCUCUGAGGGAGAGUGGGUCUAAUGAUGGGAUUUUAUAGCAGUAAUUCAGUGUUGAACUCCGCCUUCUCCCCAUGUGUUAGUAGUGGAAGCCUCUACUUUAGUCGAAGAAUAAGAAGAAGAACCCCAUUCUUCUUUGUACAAGAAUCUCCUCUUCGUUUUUGUCGCAAAUGCACUACUACGAUGGUGCUUGUAGACAAGGAAGAAAAGGGCCCCAAUUGGGUUGAUCUGAAUCAUCAUCAUCAUCAUCAUCAUAUUACAGAAGAACAAGAGGAGGCAAUUAGUCGAAUUCCUGUUAACAUGUCUAAACGAUGUCAAGCGCUUAUGAAGCAGAUAAUAAUUUGCUUCUCGGAGAAGGAUAGCUUUUGCUGCGAUGAUAUGUUGGCUGCUUGGGUUAAGCGGAUGAAACCCAUUCGAGCUGACUGGCUUUCCCUUCUUAAACACCUCAACACUCUUGACUCUCCCUUUUAUAUCAAGGUGGCUGAAUAUGCGCUGCUCGAGGAUUCCUUUGAAGCCAACCCCCGUGAUUAUACCAAGAUCAUCCAUUACUAUGGGAAACUUAACCAAAUUCAAGACGCUGAGAAUACUCUUGUUGCUAUGAAAAACCGUGGCUUUCUCAUUGAUCAAGUCACCUUAACUGCCAUGCUUCAGUCGUACAGCAAGGCAGGCUAUCACCGCUUGGCCCAAGACACUUUCAACCAUGUCAAAUUGCUUGGGGAACCACUCGACUAUCGUUCCUACGGUUCCAUGAUUAUGGCCUACAUUAGAGCUGGCACUCCCGAGAAAGGAGAGGCUUUGCUCCGAGAAAUGGACUCCCUAGAUAUCUGUGCCGGGAGAGAGGUUUACAAGGCCUUGUUGAGAUCCUACUCUAUGUCUGGAGAUCCCCAAGGAUCCAAGCGUGUUUUUGAUGCUCUUCAAAUCGCCGGGGUCACUCCUGAUGCAAAGCUAUGUGGACUGCUCAUCAACGCAUACAGUGUCUCGGGUCAGAGCCAGAAUGCUCGUUUGGCUUUUGAGAAUAUGAGAAAAGCCGGAAUCAAAGCUACUGACAAGUGUGUGGCUCUUGUGUUGUCUGCUUAUGAAAUGGAAGAAAAGCUGAAUGAAGCGUUAGGGUUCUUAGUUGAGCUCGAGAAAGACUCGAUCGUGGUUGGUAAAGAAGCUUCUGCUGUGUUGGCUCGGUGGUUUAAGAAACUCGGUGUUGUUGAAGAGGUCGAGUUACUUCUCAGGGAAUUUUCAUCCCACAAUACCGUCUGACAUGGAUGCUUGUUUCUAUACAUGUUCAGUAUAUUUAAUCCAUUGUCCAAUAUUAACAUUAAUAAUUGUUCCUUGUAAUUUCAUGUUAAAGAGGCAAGUUCUUGGUU